AUGUCGUACCCAACAGACGAGGUAACCGUCACCUACCAAGACCGUGUAGCCAUCAUCACUCUGAACCGGCCGUCGAAGCUCAAUGCCUUGACCGCCGCACACUACUAUCUUCUUGGCCAGAAGAUGCGAGAAGUUGCGGAGAGAGACGACAUAUAUAUCACAGUCCUGACUGGGGCCGGCAGGUUCUUCUCGGCUGGUGCAGAUGUUGUUCGAAGUGCACCCGAGACAGGUGAAAACAUAGACGGACGUCGAGAUAUCGUUCAAGGAUUCGUCGCUAAUAACAUCGACCUUACCCAUACCUUCUAUACACACCCCAAGAUCCUGGUUGUUGCUCUUAAUGGGCCCGCCGUCGGCUUUUCCGCUGCACUCACUGCUUUCGGAGAUUUUAUCUACGCAACCCCUCAUGCCUAUAUCCUCACGCCCUUUUCGUCUAUCGGCCUAGUUACAGAGGGAGGUUCCAGCCACGCGUUUGUCAAGCGGAUGGGCAUCUCGAAGGCCAAAGAAGCUCUUAUCAUGAGCAAACGUAUCCCAUCGGAGGAUCUCUUGCAAACCGGAUUCGUAAAUAAGAUCUUCACUCCAUCAAGUGGGAAGGAGGAUGAUUCAGAUGCCUUCCUUAAGAUGGUCCUACACGAAAUCGAUAUGACUCUGGGCACCCAUCUGAACCAGGACAGUAUGUUGAAGAUCAAGGCUUUGAUCGGCGCGCCAGAUCGAGAUAUAUUGGACAAACAAAAUGUCCGCGAAGUGUUUGGGGGACUAGAGCGUUUUGUGUCUGGCAUCCCUCAAGCCGAGUUUAUGAAACUUGCUUCUGGCCAGAAGCGACAUAAGCUAUAG
Molecule: messenger RNA, 831 nt
Organism: Microsporum canis CBS 113480
Lineage: Eukaryota; Fungi; Ascomycota; Eurotiomycetes; Onygenales; Arthrodermataceae
Product: 3,2-trans-enoyl-CoA isomerase,Delta(2)-enoyl-CoA isomerase
Exons: 2
Coding region: 1-831 (276 amino acids)
Biological process (GO): fatty acid beta-oxidation
Cellular component (GO): peroxisomal matrix
Source: RefSeq, a predicted model, not a curated record